AAAUCUAAAAAAGAAAAAGAUUCAUAACAAAAACGCCGACAACACCACAACGCAAAACCUCUCCCUCACUGGCCCAUCCCUUUUUCCCACGGCUGAGUCACGCGCACCAAAUAAUCAAAUUCCCUCAACCCCAACGAAAAACCAUCUCCUCUCUUCGCUCGUCGCCUCCGCCGUCUCCAUAUUCUCUUUAUUUCUUCUCCACUUUGAGCAAAAAAAAAAAAAACCAAAGCCUUUUCUUAUUCACUUAUUUCUUCCAUCUCUCUCGAUGCCCUAGCCAUCUUCCCUCGCCGGAACUACCCAGGGCGCGUCGCCGCCGCCGGCGAUAUCUGUGGCAGUAAACUUCCAAAUCUCUGUCUUGGGUUUGGUUUUGUUUGGAUUGGAUUCUGGAAUUAUCUUUGAAUUCGGAUUUGAUUACGGAAAAAGGAAUAACAACGACGAAGAACACGACGGCGUCGAAGGAUCUGUUAGGGUUUUAAUCUUGAUGGCUGGGAGUCGUAAAAAGGGAGGGAACAAAGCAAAGGUUAAGAGUUUAAGUUUAGGCGAUCUUGUUCUUGCCAAAGUCAAGGGUUUCCCGGCUUGGCCUGCCAAGAUUAGCCGGCCUGAAGAUUGGGAGCGAGAACCUGACCCUAAGAAAUAUUUUGUCCACUUCUUUGGAACACAAGAAAUAGCUUUUGUUGCCCCUGGUGAUAUUCAGGCGUUUACUAGUGAGACAAAGACUAAAUUGUCUGCUAAGUGUCAAAUUAAAACUAAGCACUUUGUCCAAGCUGUGAAGGAAAUCUGUGUCGCAUUUGAUGAAUUACAUAAAGAGAAGUCCAGUGGUUUAAGAGAUGAAACUGACAGAUCAACACCUGGCUGUGAGGCUUCAUCUGUUGAUGGGGUUGAGGGUGAUGGUGCAGAGGCUGACUUAAAGAAUGGAACAGGUGAAGUGGUAUCUGGUGGAGAAGCCACUAGUGAGGGAAAAAGUGAUCUUGUGUCUAAUUUGGGUUGCUGUUCACACAGAGGUGAGAAUAAUAGUGAAGAUAUAAAGCCAUCAAUUUCGGGUCAUGCAGAUGAUAGCUCAUCUCCGAUUAUGUCUUCUGAGGGGAAACCUAAACUGUCAAAUGUUGAACAACCUAAAAAGGAGGUGUUGUCUCUAUCAUCUUUAGAUAAGCCGUCUCAUAUAGAGGAAUUCUCUGAUGAUAAAAUUGCUACUGUCAAUUGUACCAAGAAAACAUUGAGGGAAGAUCAAAAGUCAAAGAAUAUGGCUCCCUGGCCAAAGAAAAGAAGCGAGGAAGGACAAAAAAGCAGCCGCUUAGCUGCAACAUUAUUGAAGGAUGAGAAAUCUGGUGGUUGUCUUUAUCGGCAUGAGUCUGAGGAGCAACCGAAAGAGAGAGUGAAAGAUAGAGUAAAAAGCAAAAUAUGUGGCAGCGGUGUCGGGAAAUUCUCACCAGAUGCUCUCAAAUCAGAUUCUAAUUACACUGGUGGUAAAAAGGCAAAGGAAUUGCUGAAAACCAAAGGCAACUUCAAGGCCACUGAUGGUGUACGGGACACUGUGGCCAAUUCCAAAGGUGAGACCACUGGCAAGAAAAAAAGGGGUGAACCUGGACUUGGAAAGCCUAAAUUGGGAACAGAUGAAAGUUUACCUCCUGCCAAAAAGUCAAAGUUUGUAGAUAUGAAAAAUGAUGCUUCCAAGGGAUCUGUUGCCAAAAACAUUAAAAGUGAUUCUCCAAGUUCUAACAAUGUCAACAACAAAACAGCUAAACAAUCAGAGUUGAAAAAAGCCACUUCUCAUGUUUUAGCAUUGAGAGCCCCAACGGCCACUAGUUCUGAUGUUUCUGGUGGUGAAGCUGUGCUGCUCCUAUUGAAACGCCGUCAGCAGGCUUUGGAGGGUAUCUCUGAUUCUGCUUCUCUUAAUUCCGAGGAUAAGAUUGGAAAAAAUCCUGUUGAAUUGAAGAAUGACACUUCAAGUUCCAAUGUGAAAAAUCCAGCUACCCAAUUAUCCAAAAGGCGGAGAGCUGUUUGUCUUUUUGAAGAUGAUGAAGAAGAAGAUCCAAAAACUCCAGUUCAUGGAGGACCUGCCAAGAAUGUUAAGGUCACUUCUGUUGUUUCUGAUUCUUCAAAGAGCAUCGACGCAAGUCACGCUACUGCUAUCAAUGCUCAACGUAGUGUUGGAGAUUCCACCAGAUAUGAGACUAAUGGUCCCAAGGAUGCUUAUUCACAAUUAGCAAAUGAUUUUAUGUCACCUCUUCAACCACAAAUUGUCAAAGCGAGGCCUUCUAUUCAUGCCUUCAUCACUCCUGAAAGAUCAAAAUCAGAGCAGUUGUCUUCCAAGGAGGCUAAAUCAGUCUUGGUUUCCCCAAGGAAGUCUCCUCAUCUGGUUUCUGCCACCAAACAAAUAGUUGAACAAUACAGAACUACUAAGGCUACUGUUAAUGUUUCGAGUAAUGGAAUUCAGAAAAAGGCUCCAUCUGGCUCUGAUAAGGGGUCCGGUGUGGUUUCUGAUGGUUUGAAGUCUUCUCAAAAUCAGGUUUUGAGUCAAAGAAAUAGGCCAGCUUCUUCUGUAGAGAGACUGAAAUCUACUCCAAAAUCAAUUUCACGUGUCAAUGACACUGCUUUUGUUACCAAAACUUCAAUGGAAUUUGAUGUCUUUCGAGAAGAUAGAAGCAGUUCAUUGAUUGAUUCCAAGACUCUGGAUUCUGCUUUGUCGAUGAAGCAUCUUAUUGCAGCUGCUCAGGCGAAAAGGAGACAAGCUCACUCUCAACAAUAUUCUCUUGGAAAUCCCAGUUCUAUUUUUGUGUCGAUGUCUGAUGUUCAGGGGGCGAGCCCCAGUCCUGCUGUUCAGCCAUUUUCAUCUGCAAUGAGCAAUGUGAUGCAGGCUGAUGCACAAGAAAUUGCUCAUCGGACAAAUCUAGUUUCUCCAUCAACUCUUGGUCACCAGUCAGGAUCCCUAAAUCAACAUGAUGCUGAAGAGAUCGAAGAGAGAAGAGCUAGUUCGGGACACAUGGCUGCUGAAGGCUCUCUCAGUGGUGGUACUGAGGCAGCUGUUGCACGAGAUGCUUUUGAAGGAAUGAUAGAGACUUUAUCGAGGACUAAAGAAAGUAUUGGACGUGCGACUCGCCUUGCUAUUGAUUGUGCCAAGUAUGGCAUUGCAAAUGAAGUUGUUGAACUUCUUAUUCGGAAGUUGGAAAGUGAGCCCAGUUUUCAUCGUAAAGUUGACCUGUUCUUUCUUGUUGAUUCAAUCACCCAAUGUUCACAUAGUCAGAAAGGCAUUGCUGGUGCUUCAUAUAUCCCUAUAGUUCAAACAGCAUUGCCCCGUCUCCUUGGUGCAGCUGCUCCACCUGGAGUAAAUGCUCGUGAAAAUCGUCGUCAAUGUCUCAAGGUUUUACGGUUGUGGCUUGAGAGGAAAAUUUUACCUGAAUCUAUUCUGCGUCGUUAUAUGGAUGACAUUGGAGUUUCAAAUGAUGAUACAAUUUCAGGAUCUUCACUAAGGCGUCCGUCUCGGGCUGAGCGUGCUCUAGAUGAUCCUAUAAGAGAAAUGGAAGGGAUGCUUGUUGAUGAGUAUGGCAGUAAUGCUACAUUUCAGCUGCCUGGCUUUUUAUCUUGUAAUGCAUUUGAAGAUGAAGACGAAGAAGAUCUUUCAAGCAGUCCGUGCAGAGAAUCUCCUGAUGCAUCACCGCUAGAACCAGCUCAUGCUUUAGGAGAGUUGGAAACAUGUACAGUUACUCCAACUGACAGGCGUCAUUGCAUCUUAGAAGAUGUGGACGGUGAGCUUGAAAUGGAAGAUGUUUCUGGACACCCGAAGGAUGACCGACCAUCAUUCACAAAUGGUCUCGUAAUGGACUUGCAGCAGCAGGGCACUGAUAGGGUUAUGGAACCGGCUUCAAAUAGUGCCAAUGAAUUCCCUCCUAUACCAGAGGGUUCCCCACCAUUGCCCCCAGAUUCUCCUCCACCCCCACCACCUUUGCCACCUUCACCACCCCCACCCCCACCCCCACCUCCAUCAUCUCCAUCACCACCUCCACCUCCUCCACCUCUGCCAACACAACCACCACCUCCUCCUGCUCCACCUUCAUGCCCUCCUCCAGCCUUCAUACCUCAACCACCAUUGCCAACUCAACCUCCACUGUUAUCUCAACCCAUGCUACCACCCCAGUCAUCAGUACAGUCUUCACCUCAGUUGGCAUAUCAACCACUUGUACCACAUGAAUUCCGAGGGACACCGAAUGGUAAUCAGAUAGUUCAAAUGGCUGGAAACACACCUCAUGGGGGCCAUAUUGAUGCUGCUGUGAAAAGUGAAUUGUUUCCACAGCAAUCAUCUUGCUUUGCAACAGGAGUCUGCAAUUCCAGAGAGCCUUCUGGAUAUAAUUCUUCGAGGCAAUUGGAAUAUGGACAUAAUGAAAUGUACUUAAAUGCCCAAUCCUCUCAACCAAAUCAACAGUUUCAACCUGGUAAUACAGCCUUUGUGCAAAGACCUUUACCCCCUAGUCUGCCGCAAACCUCAUCUAGCCAUUUCUCAUUCACAAAGCCUGCCAUGCCACCACAUCCUCAGCAUUCAUAUCCUCCUCAAUACUCACUGCUAUCGCAACAUGAUGGUCGGAGGCCAUUUAUUGCUGAUGAACAGUGGAGAAUGCCUGCAGGAGAAUAUAACACUGAUAAUCAAUGUGGUGGGUGGAUAGCGGGAAGAAAUCCAUCACCUGCUGGUCCAUUGUUUGUGCAGGAAGGUUACUUUAGACCACAUGUUGAAAGACCACCUUCAAAUAAUAUGGGUUUUCCGAUUACUCCCACCACUAAUUUACCAGCUGGUGCUCCAAAUUCAGGUCAUGGUGCUUCACAAAUGUUGCCAUGUCGGCCAGACAUGUCUGCCAUUAAUUGUUGGAGACCAGCUUGAGAAUGAGGAAAUAGUCUCAUUAGUUGGCUGCGAGAAAAUUUGCAUGGAAGGGUGGUUCAAUCUGUGGACAAAAUACAACUACGACAUGAAAGCAGUGUUGAUAACUUGUGGUGGUUCAAUCUGUGGACAAAAUACAACUAUGACAUGAAAGCAGCGUUGAUAACUUGUGGAAACUCUUGGCAGGAUUGUCUAUAUUGUAAUUUUUCCUGACAAAUGUAUCCCGGGAACAUUUGCUUCUGAGUGUAGGCCCAUAUUUCUGACUUGGUUUUGGCAAAUCAUUUUAACUUGAAAUAUCUCGAUUUCUGGUGUUGCAACUUGGAUAUCCACCGAUGUUGACAGGUCCAAAGCAGAGCAAACUACUGCAAAAUGUUGAGGUAAAUAUUUGACAUGGAUUCUUGAGCCAAGGCAAUGCUUGGAAAUUUUUUUAAUGAUAGGAAUGGUUCUCACAAGGAUGUUUCUGUCAAAGUGUAGGUAGUUAGAGAACACUUCAAAAGUUUUUGAUAAAACUCACCUGUUUAUAAGGAAUCAUGUACUAUUUUGUAUAUUUCAUAUAAACUGUUGCAUACUACUAUGAGUUUUGUUUUCUGAGGUAGCUGAUAUAUAUAGUAGAUAUUAUACAAUGCUAUUA
This is a messenger RNA of Durio zibethinus, 5495 nucleotides long. RefSeq names its product ENHANCER OF AG-4 protein 2-like. The record is from RefSeq and is a predicted model, not a curated record. NCBI's taxonomy places the organism in Eukaryota, Viridiplantae, Streptophyta, Magnoliopsida, Malvales, Malvaceae.